Molecule: messenger RNA, 1209 nt
Organism: Rotaria sp. Silwood1
Lineage: Eukaryota; Metazoa; Rotifera; Eurotatoria; Philodinida; Philodinidae
Source: the annotation of a GenBank genome assembly
AUGUCUCGUUCAUCAAUUGCAUGUUGUUUUUUUCGUUCAUAUCGUUUACGUUCUAUAUCUUUUAUUAAAUGUAUUCUAUGGCUUAUAAUACUUUAUCUAUUAAAUACAAUACUCGGUGUACAAUAUUAUUUAUGGUCAGAAAGAUCGUUUAAGAAUGAAUAUCAUUUAAGCAUGACACAAAUUGAUAUUACAAAACUUGAUGAAAAUAAUCCAGAAGAAAUUUUAGGUUUACCAAAGUAUAUUAUUUCAAAUAGAUUUAUUAUUAAUAAUGAAUAUUUAUGUAAUCAUGAAAAUUCAGUAACAAUUAUUCAACCACAUUUAUUGAUCUUAGUCAAAUCAGCAGUUGAGAAUUGGAAAGCAAGACAAGCUAUUCGAAUGACAUGGGCAAAGAAUGAUUUUUUAGAAAAAAAUAAUAUUAAGUUAGCUUUUGUUUUGGGUAUAAUUAGAUCACAAAAAUUUUCUUCAAAUGCAAAUGAACAGAAUCUCAGCGUAGAAAAAGAAUCAAAACAAUAUAAAGAUAUUAUUCAAAUUGAUCAAAUUGAUUUUUAUUAUCAUAACACAUAUAAAAUGGUAAUGAUGCUUCGUUGGAUAAAUGAAUAUUGUACAUCGAAAUCUCAUCAUUCUCCAUCUAAUGAUCUUCGAAAAUAUGUUUUAUUUGUUGAUGAUGAUUAUUUUAUUGAUUUAAAUUCUUUAUUAAAAUAUAUAAAUAAAAUUGAUAGAAAUUCUGAUAUGACACCAUAUGAAAGACGAACAUUUUUAACUGGUUAUGUAUAUGAAAGUUCUCGUCCACGUCGAUUUUUAAAUGGUCGUUGGUAUGUAUCAAUAGAUGAUUAUCCAUAUGAUUAUUAUCCGCCUUAUGCAACAGCUGGAUGUUUUUUAAUGACAAGAUCUAGUGCACGACUAUUUUAUAUAGCAUCAAAAUAUACUCAUUUAAUUCGUUUUGAUGAUGUUUAUAUGGGACUUGUAGCUUAUUCAAUGUCAAUUAAAUUAAUUCCAAAUAAUAAUUUAUUUUCAUCAUAUGCUUCAUCAAUGAUUUUACUUAAUAAUCAAAUAGGAUUUUUUUCAAAAUUUAAAAGAUUUUUUAUUAAUCAAAUCAAUUUAAAUUCAACAGACAAACCUUUUUGUAUUCAUGGAUAUCGUGGAGAAGAAUUAAUUCAAAUUUGGAAUGACAUCUAUCAAACUAAUCUAAUACUUCCAAUAAUUAAUUGA